AAUAAGAUAUGACUUUAUAAACUAUUGUUGGAUUGACGUUUGCCAUGUCAUUGGCGCCGAAAUAGAAAGCUGACAUAGUCCCGAUUCACAAAAUCAUGGAUGAUUCAAGGAGAUAUUUCUACUAAGUACAGUGUUUGGUAAAACGUGGAUCCGUGAUACUGGAUACGACCUAUGUUUUAACGGUCGAUGGAUGUAUUGAUAUUUUAUGAAACUGAAUGUCAUUUGUGGACUUAGAACGAGGUUUAUUCAGAACACUUAAUGUCAUAGAACUGAAACCAACAGGUUUGAGUUAUAUGGAAUGUGAUAUAGCGUUGUGAAUGUAUGGAGAGUUUCGUACUAAUAUGAUGGAAGCUGAUUGGUCGAUGACACUUAUGAAUGGAAUUUAAUACAGGAUUUAAUGAAUGAGACAGAAUGAAAACUUAAUAGUUUUGUAAAUAACACCGAUUUCUGAUUUUAUUGAAAUUAUCUAACGAAAAGGAAAGUAAGCAGGAAAAAAACGAAUAGACGCGUGCAAUAUCAUAAGGCAUGAUCUUUUUAAUAGAGAUACACGUGAAUAUAUUAGGGAACACAUACCUUUUAAAAGAUUUGAAUAUUUAAAAAAAAAAUUUAGAAAUCGAAUUGAAUGUGGCUAGGACGUCUAAUGGAUAAUUGUACAGGAGUCUCCCAGGAAAUCAACAUUCACAGAUGAUACAUUUGGCUAGUGUUUCCCGGAUUUUAAAAGUGCACUUCCUUAACAUGAAAUAAUAGCCGGUAUCUGUUUGAGGACAUAUUAAUUAAAAAAUGGCUUGUUAAAUUCAAUUACAGGAUUUAUCGAACUCCCUCGCCAUUAAAGUGACACAUGAAAAGAUAGGUUGUGAUCAAAUUUUGAAUGUUGCGUUCAAAGGAAAAUUAUGGAUUUGCUGAGAACUGCAAUUGUAUUAGAAUAAAGACUGCUUGAUUUCACAUGUUUUGCCUUGGAUUCCAUUCAUAACGAAUGCAAAAAUUGAUUUGUGUUUUUGGUGAAAGCGUGAACUAAGAAGUUUUGGUCUAAGUAUUUAGUCUGUCAACAAAAUAUUUUAACCCGAUUGGACUUCAAAGGAUGUAUGGAUAAUAUACUUCCUUAAAGAAUAUAUGUAUAUACCAUAUCCGGCUGUUAUUUCUGGCUUUGAAUCAAGCAUUUGUCAGAACACAAACUAGUAUUUAUCCCCUUGGUAGACUGGAAACCUAGAGGAGGUGAACGCUUCGUGUCAUGGAUGGUCUGUACAAACUGUACAUUUUAAAAAAGUGUUCCAUAAGAUAUUCACUAUAAACGACGUCAGACAUCUCCCUACAACUUUAAGGAAAUAUUGACUUCUGGGUUUGAAACAAUAUAAAAACCGUCAAAUGUGGUAUUUACCUGACAUUUGAAACCUUCAAACCAUGUAUGGAAUGGAAAAUCUAACAAACUUUUCCAAUGGAAUGUCUCUUGAAGCUCCUCCAUCCUGUAGUGCAGCCGUGUUCAGAAAAUCAACACAACGUAAAAGAACCUUACAACGUGUGGACACUAUGGCCCACCUACGGCCGUUUCCACAGGUCAAGGUAAAGAUAUGCGUGCAAUUCUUCAAAGUUGGCGAAAUUGACACUCUGAAGGAACAAUAUACGGCAGAUGUAAUUGUGAAAGCAAAAUGGCGGGAACCUUCACUUGACGGACAAAAUAAAACGUCUGAGUCGGUGGAGUUCAACAAAAUGUGGAAUCCAAAACUAUAUAUAGAAAACUCUUUAGGCGAUCCUAAAGAGCAAAUCCGAUAUCAAGUGUUAUAUAAUGAUAAAGGAGAGGCGUAUGUGUCUGAGAAGCGAGUCAUUAAGGGAACAUUUAUGGAAAAUCUAGAGCUUGACGACUUUCCAUUCGACGUCCAGGAUAUUACAAUAACUGUGGCGUCGGAACUUCCUUCAAGCGAAGUGGAGCUGAUUGAAGAUGAUGACGACCAUCACGUGGUCAACAAACAGGCAUUCGUUGAUGAACAGGAGUGGCAUUUAUAUAUGCAUACGGAAUGUGUAAAACGUGACAUAGUUAUAGACCAGGCAGACAUGAGUGUACGACGUUCGGCACUUUCCGUAAAAUGUCGAGCUGCGCGGAGACCUGGAUAUUUUGUAUGGAAUAUAUUUGUUGUAACAUUUUUAAUAUGCAGUCUGGCAUUCACGACAUUUUCAGUGAAUAACAACCUACCUCAAAACCGAUUACAGUUGUCUUUUACCCUCGUACUAACGGCUGUCGCCUUCAAAUCGGCUGUAAACUCAAGUCUUCCCAGGAUAUCCUAUCUAACGUAUAUGGAUAAAUAUUUACUGAUAGCGAUGGUGAUGCUGACAGCUGUUUGUGUGUGGCAUGCAAUUGUAUCAACAUUAGCGACGCAGGAGAAACGCGACCGUAUAGAAAGUGUCGUUCUCACGGUCUUGGCGGCCAUCUACAUAUUUUAUAAUAUUGGAUUCUUCAUAGUUAUAUAUCUUUCACCUUGGAAAAAACGACGAGAAAUGCAACAAAAAGACAGAGAAUAUCAGAUCAAAUACGGUGCAUCAGACGAACUAGCAAGAAGCAUGCUAUUGAGCGCGAUGUUUCCAACACCAGUUAAAUCACCUAAUCUAAGGAACGAUACCAUUCCCGAAUGAAAUAAAUUCUUCAAGCAAAAGGACGCUCUUCGACUAAAUGCCAGAAUCUAGACAACUAUCCUUCCCACGAGGAGUACAUGUCACAACGAGCACGCUCACCGGCUAUUGAUCGAGGCACUUUGGAGAUCUGGGUUCAGGAUGACAAUAACUGUCUUAUAUUCCACAAAACACCUAGCUCAGGUACCUCGGAAAUAGACAUAGCGUGACGGGCGAACCUUAAGGUACACUUCCAUGGAGUGCACAAGCGGCCGAAGAGCACGAUUCGAGUCUGCGAACAACAUCAGUAUGUCGCUUCAAUAACUUCAAUAACUCGAACGUUACAAUGAGGUUCAAGAGAAGGAUACUUGGUCAACUGUGAGACUAUAUACCAGAGACUGUUCAGCUGAACAGCACAUCACAAUAUAAAGUACAACAAUUCUGAAACCUUUUUUUCCAUCUGAGAGUAACGAGGUUUCUGUGACGUUAACCAUUGCACGCCAAUGCCAUGUAUAUACAUGUGUAACACCUUUAAUGUAUAGUACACUAUGUAAUCAUAGCACAUUUUCCAUAUGAUGUGCUGUGGUAAUUUCUCGUAUCACCAAGGAUAUGAUCUUUAUCACUGUAAUUAGAAUGAUAUUUCAACAACAUGCUGAAAGAUAUUUGAAUAUUUUUAUGGGUAAAUAUUGAAUUUGUGUUUCAGAACAAGCCAAUAGCUACAUGGUUCAUUCCGCUGUAGUAAACAAAGGCCCAUCCAUGGCAACAAAAUCCAACUUCCUAUUGUAUGUUAUAUUACACAAUACUAACUUAAUCAAAUCGGAUGACGUCAUGGGAUAAAAAAAAAGAUCAAGAAAACAGUAUCUUUCAUUCAAAACGAAUUACUGAAAGAUGAAAACAAGAUUUAGCAAUGGAGAAUACAAAAAAGAAUUUUUUUUAUCGAAACCGGAUGAAGACAAAAGAUGAAAGUCUGAAAUGUAAGGAUAUUUCGAUCUCUGAACAGAAUAAAUUUUAAAAACGAAAAUAAUGGUAGAAUCUGGAUCCUCUUAUCAUUGAUUUUAUCAAGUGAUCAAAGAAAUUAAAAUACAACAGAUAUUUGUCAAAUGAUAAAAAAAAUCGCGACAAGAUCAGAAUGUGAAGAUGAGGUUGACAUUUUAUACCAAGUAACAGUUAUUAUUCUUACUAAAGUAAGCUCCGAACAACUAGUAAACAUGCUAACAGUGCUAGACUGCUCCGAACAACUAGUAAACAUUCUAACAGUGCUAGACUGCUCCGAACAACUAGUAAACAUGCUAACAGUGCUAGACUGCUCCGAACAACUAGUAAACAUGCUAACAGUGCUAGACUGCUCCGAACAACUAGUAAACAUGCUAACAGUGCUAGACUGCUCCGAACAACUAGUAAACAUGCUAACAGUGCUAGACUGCUCCGAACAACUAGUAAACAUGCUAACAGUGCUAGACUGCUCCGAACAACUAGUAAACAUGCUAACAGUGCUAGACUGCUCCGAACAACUAGUAAACAUGCUAACAGUGCUAGACUGCUCCGAACAACUAGUAAACAUGCUAACAGUGCUAGGCUGCUCCGAACAACUAGUAAACAUGCUAACAGUGCUAGACUGCUCCGAACAACUAGUAAACAUGCUAACAGUGCUAGACUGCUCCGAACAACUAGUAAACAUGCUAACAGUGCUAGGCUGCUCCGAACAACUAGUAAACAUGCUAACAGUGCUAGACUGCUCCGAACAACUAGUAAACAUGCUAACAGUGCUAGACUGCUCCGAACAACUAGUAAACAUGCUAACAGUGCUAGGCUGCUCCGAACAACUAGUAAACAUGCUAACAGUGCUAGACUGCUCCGAACAACUAGUAAACAUGCUAACAGUGCUAGACUACUCCGAACAACUAGUAAACAUGCUAACAGUGCUAGACUGCUCCGAACAACUAGUAAACAUGCUAACAGUGCUAGACUGCUCCGAACAACUAGUAAACAUGCUAACAGUGCUAGACUGCUCCGAACAACUAGUAAACAUGCUAACAGUGCUAGACUGCUCCGAACAACUAGUAAACAUGCUAACAGUGCUAGGCUUAGUUUGUCGUUAUGUUGUAUCUGCCCGACAGUUUUCAGAACAUCACUGAAAAAGGAGAUUUCGAAAUGAAAAGGAGAUUAAGAUAUUUUAUGAAUUUUUGGGUUUGCGGAAUCUUUUCCACAAUGAAGUGGUAAAUAUGACAGGUUUUCUAACAUCGGGCUUUUCUCAUCUAAUCAAAGGCACUGUUCCAGCGAUAAAUUUUCACGGCAGAUCGUCUAACUUGAAAAUCUGAAUCACUCCUGGUGACGUGUAUUGUUAAAGCAAAAAUUACGUAAUUCUGUCAAAAUCUAUUUUAAAAAUUGAGAGCCAAUAUUACUGGGAUAGACUUUAACUUUUAGGUUGCUAUGGUAACAGAACAUAGCAGUAUCCUAUAUACUUUCCUUGUUAUGAUAAAGCUUUAUUACUGUACCUCGUAUUGCACCACCGACACGUUAGAAAUGAUGACGUCAUCAAUUUCACUGAUGCUCGGUAAUAUUGAGCUGAAAUUUUACAUUAGUAUAUUAUGUUUAAUACAUAACAGUAGAAUCGGGCCUAAUUCACAGCAUUCAUACGCUCAACAAAAACUGUUUAUCAUUUACUGUAAUCAGUAGUUCAGAUUUAAACUUUGUAUAAAGGACCCUAUAUGGGACACUUGUGUUCGUUAAUAAUCGAUUAAAGCGUUACAUAUGAAUAUUUCAAAUGUGACGUCAUGUUCUGUGAGGUGUAUCUGAAAAUUUGACCAAAAAUCGUACGUAGGAAUUCGACCAUAUGUUCGCGAUAAACUUUACCAGGUCUGUAAUACAAAGUUCUAAAUCAACAAGUACUGGUGUCCAUUAACUUGUCCGAAUGUUCAGACUGUGUGGACGACAUUCAGAUAGAAUACAUACCUACGUUUUAGCUCAGGGAUAGAGGCUUGGCGAACUAAAUCUUCUCCUAAAACAACUUCCAAUCAACAAAAUCUAAACAGGUUUUAGCGUUGUUCAUUACUUUCAUUUUUAAAUAUUUUUUCCAAUUAAUUAACUUUUACUUCAGUUUUUCCCUUUUUUUAAUUGAUCAAUACGUCCUUAACCAUCAUAAAGGUUUUUAAUAAAAAUAAAGGUUAAUAUUCCGUCGUAUUUAUUUUUUCAUCUCAAAAAUUUGGAAAUGUCCGUAACACAAUCCAAGCGAUUGUUUUUUUUCUUUUCUCAGUGUUGAAAUUCUCAUUUGAAACGUGACACUACUCACUUUGAUUGACCGAAAUUUACAUGGCGGGUUUCGUAUAAACCAAAAUACGCUUCCUUCCGGAAGACCUGGUCUUUUUCUCCGUGUAAAUCUUUCUUUUGUUCAUAGUUUGCCCUCAUUUUCAUCGAAUUUGAGUUUGAAUUAAGGUUCUUUUGAUAUGUCGGUAUUUUCUUUGAUGUGUCCGUAUCGUAAGCCUGGUAUUAAUACUUUUUAAAUAACCAAAAACGUUAAUAUUUUGAAGUAUACACGUUGAGUGUAAUUCAUUUAUAUGUAUAUCAGAAAAACUCAAAUUCUUUACAGUUCUUUGGGAAUUCCUUGCUAUUCCAUCAAAAAGACUAUCAUCAAAUCAUCAAUAAACGUAAAGUUUCCUUAAUUUAAUUUUUAUCCAAUAUAUUCCUGAAAAUACACUUAAGCAUUUUAACAAUUUUUUCAAUAAGUACAUUUGUACUAAACCUAAUGUUUUAGAUAAUUGUAGGAGAUUUUUUUUCUAAUUUAUGGUAAUUUAUAGUCUAGUUAUAUACGGUUUCUUUUCAUCUUUCAGCAAGUGUAUUUCAGAAGACAUGAUUCAAGUAGACAUAUGUGUUAUUGUGUCACAUUUUGUAAUUUCUCCCAUGACAAUGAUUGCAAAUUUGGAAUUUUUUUAAAUGUCUGUGCCCAUUCCAUUUCAUUUUAAUUAUCAAAUCAUAUGUAAAUUUAUUCAUUAUCAGAAACAAUAUCAUCAUGUAUAAUCCGAAUUGUAUAAUUGCCACAUGAACUGACGUCAGAGCAAAAUUCCAAGAAUUUGAUGACAAUUUCAUGUUCAGAAAUGUGAUUUAUUGAAUUUUAUCAAUAAAAUUUUCAUUCAUUAAAUGAAUUUGAUUAUUAAAAUUCUAAAUGUAUGUAAUUUGUUAUUGAAUCGCGUUUAAAAUAUGAAAAAUUGAAUGGCACAUAAAUCUUUCAUGUUUUCCCACCAAUACGAUGAUACCAAGGAUUUUUCAUGACUCAUUCUACUAGAAGUUGUCCAGGUAAGCAACCGUUACCCGUGUAAAAGCUCCUUGGAAAUCUAAGGAAAAAUCUCUCCUCCCUGCACAUGCUUACCAAAGCAUGCGCCCCCUAUAGGAUGUAAACUAAAGGGAGGUAAUUUGUGUCAGUGUGUAUGUGUGAUUAAGUAUGAAGUGUUUGAUUGUCGUGUGCUCUGGAUUGUAAACAUUAUGUCUCCAACACUUGUUUUAUGUACAGUGUUUCAACUGUCAAUAAUAUGUAAACUUUUAAAUAUUAUUUGUAAUGUACAGUGUAAAUUCUUAGUAUGCAACGUCAGCAUACUUAAAACAUAAAUUUCCAAUUAUUUUGACUACUCUAUGUACGAAAGACAGAAUGUGAUUGGUGGAAAUUUCUACCAAUCGUAACUCGUUGGCGCCACAAAAUCCAUAGUCUUAGCACACUCGAUAAGUUUCGAAAAUUUAGAAAUAGAAAGGUAUUGAUAUUUAAAUAUCAUUCUUUCCUCGCUUUAUUGAAUCCAUGAUGGUUAUGAAAUGUUUACAUAUUGAGAUUCCCAUGUUGUUAUAUAGAUACAUUUAACACUGUUACCUAGACAAUUGAAAUCAAUACAUGAAACUGAAUGUUAAACAAGACAAUUUAGAUUUCAGCUAUAAAUAUUAUUGUCAAGAAUACAAGAAUAUUGGUUAUACAUUAUAUAUGUAUCUAACUCGGUCGAAUAAUCAGCACUGAUUCAUUACUUAUGUAGAUAUAAGUAAAAGGAUUAAACUAGGUAUAACAUUAUGAUAAUUAUGUGGAUACGUACACAGGUAAAAUGUAAUUUACAUAACUAGUUUAUGUAAACAACGUAUAUAUGUUAAUAAGAAUGUUUGUUACAUACAUGCUAUGAUAUUAUAAUAACAGGUUAAUAAAAACCUAUGUAACAAACACAUUUUAUAUUCAAUAGAAGUUACAGGCUUUAUAAAACCGCGUUGAAAUGAAAUUAAUACAGCGUCUCUGAAAUUCCAUGUUUAAGAGCUUGUCUUCGCUUUCCAAAAUGCGCCGCGUCACAUCUAAAAUAUGAAAUAUAUUUCGGACCAUAUCGACCAUGUGUAUAAAAACGGCUUACAUAAAUUGUAGAUAAAUAAAACGUGAAUUUUGUGAUAUAUUGUAUUCUAAAUUUUUGCUUUAGCUAUCAUCUCAUGGCUAUUUCUUUAAUUAUUAGACUCAAUGAGAUGUUGUAUUUUCAAACGUAGUUAUAAAAAAAACUGCUUAGUUAUACCCAGCCACGUGUUUGUGAAAAUCUGUAUUACUAUGCAAAUAUUUGUCAACAUUCUUGUAAAUAAAUGACUUCCUGUCCAUUUGGGAUUAUUUGCUUGAUAUGAUAAUCACUAAUGAAUAUUUACUUGGUCCAUACGGUUCUGUAAAUCCAACAAAUAUAUUUCACAAAAUGUAGGUGUUUUAGUAUUAGUUAUCUAACUCUGACUUGAUACACACAUUUUUAAAUUAGAUAUUAUCAAGGAGUAAGUUAAGACCAUUUUUUGCUGUAUAAAGAACAUAGAAAUCCUCUGUUAAUUCUCCAUUGAUAUAUAUAUAUAUCUUUUUUUAAUCUACGUUCUGCUUUAAAAAUCUCAGUCUUAGUUCUCAGUUCUUUUAACGCACGUGUUUAAUAAUAUGAUGCAUGCAAUUUCGUUGUACGUUAAAUUAAGUAAAUACUUUGGAGGAUAGAAAGCCAUGUGCCAGGUUGGUCAGCGAAAUGAUUUUACGUUAACUCAAGUCAAAUGAAACUGUUAUAUUGAAAUUAUCAGGUGUAUGAAGGUUACGAAAUUUAUGAAAUUAUGGGGUUUUGUGCACACCCCAUCAAGAUUUUGACUUUGUGGCGAUCACGUGGAAAUUUCCUAACUCGCCGCCUAGUUUUCAAAUUUAAUGCCCCUAGUACCACCGAUGAGUCCUAGAAAACGAAACAGCUGUAUGAUGCAGUUUAAUUUAUUGUUUGGCUCUACUGUAUCAAACUCUAAAAUUGUAUUUUCAAAAAAGGUGCUAUUCAGUUAUGUGUCUUUUGUACGAUCUUAAUACUGUGAACAAAACAGAAGAUUUAAAAUUGAUGUAUUUGAAGUUGUGAUAAAUCAAAGUACUAUACAGUAUUAGGGUUAAUUCCAUUUCGGCUGUUUUUACUUAUCUGCUGAGAUUAAGAAAUGACUGCAGUCACUAUAACCGCCUUCGUUGUCCGCUUGUUAUAAAAAACCUUUUAAAGGUGGCAAACAAAAUGUCGACCCCCAAAAAUAAGACACUAUUCUUUUUAUAUAUUAAGAUGUUUUAUCUGCUAUGUUCAGUUGCUGAGAUUGUUUUCAAUCUUUUAACGUAAGGGCACCUGUAACAUAAUUUUCUGACACAUUUCUGUGUAAGAAUAUUCACCAUAGAGUUGAUUAAUGUAAUAUUCAGAACAGACACUGAUACCAUAUGAUGCAAUAAUACACCUGUUUUUUUGUGACAGUUGUGAUAACAUGUAUGCAAACACUCUUCCGUCUUUCAUUAAAUCAGCCAUGUCUACACGGA
Molecule: messenger RNA, 9394 nt
Organism: Ylistrum balloti
Lineage: Eukaryota; Metazoa; Mollusca; Bivalvia; Pectinida; Pectinidae
Product: cys-loop ligand-gated ion channel-like
Exons: 9
Coding region: 1399-2622 (407 amino acids)
Biological process (GO): signal transduction; regulation of membrane potential; chemical synaptic transmission
Cellular component (GO): membrane; neuron projection; synapse
Molecular function (GO): neurotransmitter receptor activity; transmembrane signaling receptor activity; extracellular ligand-gated monoatomic ion channel activity
Source: RefSeq, a predicted model, not a curated record